Messenger RNA from Prunus armeniaca (apricot), 750 nucleotides. Lineage: Eukaryota; Viridiplantae; Streptophyta; Magnoliopsida; Rosales; Rosaceae. The record is from the annotation of a GenBank genome assembly.
AUGGCGAGGUACGACAGAGCCAUAACGGUGUUUUCUCCAGAUGGUCAUCUCUUUCAAGUCGAAUACGCACUCGAAGCUGUGCGCAAGGGUAACGCCGCCGUCGGCGUACGUGGCACCGACACCAUCGUUCUCGGCGUCGAAAAGAAGUCCACUGCCAAGCUCCAGGACUCCAGAUCAGUGAGGAAGAUCGUGAACCUGGAUAAUCACAUUGCUCUAGCCUGUGCUGGGCUCAAAGCAGAUGCUCGUGUUCUGAUAAACAAGGCGAGGAUUGAAUGUCAAAGCCACAGGCUUACUGUUGAGGAUCCAGUAACAGUUGAGUAUAUAACACGCUACAUUGCUGGUCUUCAGCAAAAGUACACACAAAGUGGUGGUGUGAGACCAUUUGGUCUUUCAACUUUGAUUGUUGGUUUUGAUCCAUACACGGGUUCACCAUCACUAUACCAGACAGAUCCUUCUGGGACUUUUUCGGCAUGGAAAGCUAAUGCAACUGGAAGAAACUCCAAUUCGAUAAGGGAAUUUCUGGAGAAGAACUUCAAGGAAACUUCUGGGCAAGAAACCAUAAAGCUUGCAAUCCGUGCUUUGCUUGAGGUUGUUGAAAGUGGGGGAAAAAACAUAGAGGUGGCUGUGAUGACUAAGGAUCAUGGUCUGCGGCAACUUGAAGAAGCUGAAAUUGAUGCUAUUGUUGCUGAGAUAGAAGCAGAGAAAGCGGCUGCUGAGGCGGCAAAGAAGGGCCCUCCUAGGGAAACAUGA